Molecule: messenger RNA, 330 nt
Organism: Babjeviella inositovora NRRL Y-12698
Lineage: Eukaryota; Fungi; Ascomycota; Pichiomycetes; Serinales
Exons: 1
Coding region: 100-270 (56 amino acids)
Source: RefSeq, a predicted model, not a curated record
CAGGGUCUUUCUUAACAGACCUGGAGGGCAUGUAUAUGAAUUUUGGCAAGGAAUAGUUGACUUAUACAGCUAACUUAUGCAUGUAAUUAUGACUCCUGGAUGUGUAGAGCAGAGUACCAAGCCAAAAAGCAGUCAUCACUUACCGUUCACGAUCGACCCCUCACAAAGCAGUCCUGCUAUCAAUUAAAGGAACUAAAAUGGAAAACCACUUCAGCCGAAGAAUUCGAAUCCCUGCUUCGCCAAUGGAAGGGAUCUACGGGCCCUUGUUGACCUGGGUAAAAGCGCGCACACGAUUACUGCUCCUUCGUGUCCAUCGGAAUCGUUAAUAUA